AAAAAGUAAAAACUUCACUAGUACAGACUAGACUACAAUCGUACAAUUGCUGCAGUGAUGUGAUGUGAUGGGUGUUUUGUUCUAGCAAUGAAUAACUUUGUGAAUCUAAGCUUAUUUUAAAAUUUGAGGCUUCUACUUAAGAAUGUAAUUAAUAAAUUAGCUUUCGUAUAUGAAGCAUGCUGAGUUACAUAAGUUAAUAAGUAAAAAGCAGUCAACCUACUGUUAUAAACUCAAUUCAGUUUUGAUCCACAUCGUUGAUUAUUCUGUCAUUCUUCUUCAAUACUUGUGUUGUAUCUCAGAAAAAAUGUCAACCCAGAAAGACCGUCACCACAAUUACGAUAGAGACAGCAGUAGUGACACUGAGGACUACCAUGAUUCAGAGGAUCGCAGACGCAGGGUGUUCAAAAAUAGACUUAGUUAUGGCUCAUCAUCAAAGCCAAAGCCAUGUCUAGUCCAACGUCCCUCGAGUGCCUCCGAUCAGAGACCAAUGCUCGAGAGAGCCCUCUCCACCUGUACACCUAAGCAACCACUCACUUCCACUCCAAGAAACAGAUCUCGUAGUCAACACCUAGGGCCUGCCAAGAAUCAGCAGAACUCGACUGGCUCAAGCACGCCUGCCAGUGAUGAGAGAAUUACGUUGGUUGUGGACAACACUAGGUUCAUACUUGACCCGGCACUCUUCACUGCACAUCCUAACACCAUGCUGGGACGAAUGUUCAGUUCUGGUUUGGAGUUUAUGCAUCCAAAUGAACGGCAAGAGUAUGAGGUUGCUGAUGGGAUUUCAGCCAUGGUGUUCAGAGCCAUUCUGGAAUAUUACAAGGGUAAUGUGAUCCGGUGUCCUCCCACUGUCAGUGUCCAGGAAUUGCGCGAGGCUUGUGACUAUCUCCUGGUACCUUUCGACGCAAACACAGUCAAAUGCCAGAACCUGAGAGGUUUGCUGCACGAGUUGUCCAAUGAGGGAGCCCGCUGCCAGUUUGAAGUGUUCCUAGAAGAGCUGAUCUUGCCACUGAUGGUGAACUCUGCGCAGCGCGGCGACCGUGAGUGUCAUGUUGUGGUGCUUUUAGAUGAUGACUCGGUGGACUGGGAUGAGGAGUAUCCGCCACAGAUGGGAGAAGAGUAUUCACAGACUGUAAACAGCACGGCUAUGUACAGGUUUUUCAAAUAUAUUGAGAAUAGAGACGUUGCCAAGCAAGUUAUGAAGGAAAGAGGGCUGAAGAAGAUAAGAUUAGGCAUUGAAGGUUACCCCACCUACAAAGAGAAGAUAAAGAAGAGAGCAGGUGGUAGGGCAGAUGUGAUAUAUAAUUACGUCCAAAGACCUUUCAUACACAUGUCCUGGGAGAAAGAAGAAGCCAAAAGUAGACAUGUUGAUUUUCAGUGUGUGAAGUCCAAAUCUGUGACUAACCUGGCUGAGGCAACAGCUGACCCAGUGUUGGAACUUGAUGCCGUUGGGAACCCGAUCGCUGCAGCGUCAGCUGUUCUGGAAGUGGCGGGGGCUGGGCUGGUGGAGGGAGGAGAAGAAGGAGCAGUGGGGGGAAUCCCAACAUUGCCCCCGGAACUGCCCCCCUCCCAAUAGCUCACCCUGUCCACCCAUGUUUACAUAUGCAGUGUUCACAUCUCUCUUUCGGCCGAACAAUCUUCCUCUAGCACUCACAUUUUGACUUUGUUUUGAUACUUUUAUAUUUGAAUUGUUCUAAGAGUGAUUAGUUGUAGUAUUUCCAAAGGAAUUAAUCAUUAGAUAGUUUUCCAAUGUAGAAAUUUAAUCCAUCCAAGUGUUAUUUUUUGGAGUUUGACACUACAACCGAGGUCAUUUUAUACUGGAAGAUAAUUUUACUAACUCAGCAGUACUUUGUCAACAUUUUAACAGUUCAAAUGCCAAUCUAAAACAUGAUUUUUGUUAAGAAUCAACCCUCCAACAGUUGUAAAGAAUAAGUGCUUUUAUUAAUAAUAAUUUUAUACUGAAGAAUUAAUGUGAGUUUCAUAAUUCUAAAUAAGAACUUUCUCUUAAAACUACCUUAUACAUAAGUACAUUUCAGAUUGUUUCCUUUUGGCUAGUCUUAAUUAAAUACACAGCCUAUUUUUGUUUAAAAAUCAGCAACUUAUGAACUUGUAGACAAUUCUCUACUGAAACAAAGUAACUGAAAUUUGUAUUUUUAUUAUAUUUUACUUCAUUUUUAUAUUAGUGCAUGAAUGAAGAAUUAUACUUUUAUACUAUGAUUGAGUCUUUCAUAACAUCAUAUAAACAACUGCAGUAUUACUGAACAACUAGUAACAGAGUUAACAUAAUCAAUAUUUCAAAUUUCAGUUACAAUAAUUUGCUCUCUAUUUUCUUUAAUUGCUUAAUUUAAUACAGUUGUAUACAAAUUAUGUUUACUUAAACUCCAAUACAUAUGUUACAGUAUAUUUCUUUUUCAGGUAUUCUGGUAUUAAAUUCAACAAAGAAAGUUUUAGAAUAUUAAUUCUAAUUUUAUUUGAUUUUUGGUUGAUUUAUAAUUUUGUUUAUUUUUAAUUGAAUUAGAAUUUAAUAAACUAUAUAAAACAAACCCACCAUUAAAAAGCAUAUAUGAAAGACUGAUAACAAGCUUAUUGUAUGGCCUUCAUGCCAAACAGUCCUAAAAAAUAAACUGUUACAUCAGAUAUUGUAUUUGUCUUAGAUAAUCUGUGCUAUAGACUUCUAUUUCAAUAAAAUGUAUAAUAUUCUUUUGUUGAAAGUAUGUUUAAGUUUAGUAAUUGGUAAACUUAAUAUAACCACAAUCUUCUCUGUAAAUUUAGAAACUCUUGCCUAUUAACAUUAUUUUGGUGUCCAACUGCAAUGAAAAAAGCAUUUACAUUUACUACAAUGACAAAUGGACAAUAUUUAUGUACAGACAAAAAUAUAACAUUUAAUACUAUUGCAAAUCUGUUCAAAGCUUUUGAAUUAUAGUAGCAGAGUCCUGGGAAUCUGAGCUUGCAUGUCAGCUGAAUUAUCUUGAAAAAUUAAAAUUAUACUAUGAUUGGAUGAUAUGUUUUAAUCAUCCACGGUUAUUUAGUGCUUUCACUUUAUAUAUGCACAGUGCAGUGGAGGUUGUCAGUUUUGUUAGUACAAUGUCCAGGAGUCGCAAAUGUUUACGACCUUCAGUCCUAAAGUCUCAGUUGCUAAUUUUGUUGCAGCAGUUCCAAUGUUUAAAAAUGGUUAACACUAAUUAUUUAAAUAUUAGAAUAUUCUAUCGAUUCAGAUAAAGAUCAGCAUUGUUCUUCUUUAUCAUGGACAACAUUGUCAGUAUCACCCACAUUAGAAUACAUAAAAGUAGUAACGACUGUGACAUACUGGCUGACACAAACUUUUUAUUGUUCUGUAUUUGUAAUUUAAAUUUUAUUAUUGUGCAAAAAAAUAUAGUAGUGUUUUAUGAUAAAAGCUUUUCUAAACUGUACAUUAAGUUUAACUAUACUGAUACUUUAUAGUUUAACUAUACUUAAUUAACUUAAUCGUUUUAGUCCAAAUUCCUUACAGUCCCUACACUCUCAGAUAAACAGGACUCUAUUGUAAUACCAAAAUAAAAUCAUAGGGUAUUUGAAUAUUACCUUUUUUUAGACCCUUAAUUGGAUUUGAGUAAAAUACAAUUAGACAGUUAAACUAAAUAAAUUUCUUGCAUUGGAGUUACAAUUCAUAGGGAUUAAAUUUAGAUUUAUUUUUUAGUCAUUAUGUGAAUUAACUUCCUGUUUAAAAACAAUUCUGAUACUUAGUAAUUUGUAGUACUUUUUCUCCAAAUCUAAUUGUAAUGCUCAAAGUAAUGUAUUAGUAAAGGGUUGUCCAUAAAUUAUGUCAUCUGAUCUGAGAAGGUAUUAAAAUAAAAAUUAUGGAGAGAUGAUAUUACAGGAAAAGGGAUUAACUUAAAAAUGAAUUCAUUGUUAUGCAUCAUGUUGUGUCAUGAAUUAUUGACCUUUAAGCAUCAAAUGGACAAUGGUCAAAAAAUGUACACUUUUAAAAUAUUACAAACACUGAUGAUAUAAAUUAUAUUAUGGACAACCCCAAAGUUCUAAACCUUUCUGGUCACUAUUUCUCAAGUGUAGUGUCUUAUUAUGUUCCAUUUAUCUACAGCUCUUAGUAGUGUAAUUUUAUACAUUUGUACUAUUACAUUGAAGUUAUAACAUUACAUUGACGUAGCUGUUAAUUUCUGUCCAAUGAUCUCAUUGAUGUUCUCAUGUUGUACAGCUUAUUGUGAACACUGCCGUACAUGUAAAUCUUCAAAGUACGUUUUCUAGUUCAUCUUUGCUCCUUGAUUUUUUAAAUGUUUACGCUUGUUGGUUUUCUGAAGUUUACGUUUGGUUUAAUUUUAAAUAGUAGUGUUUUUCUUGUAAUGCACAUUAUGUGGUACUAUUUCCAAACAACUUAAAAGUAACCUUUUGAGAAUUUCUUUUGUUUGGUUCGCUGUGUUUUCAACACAUAAUAUAAAUGACAAUGAAUAAAUAGGUGGUGAGUUGUAAAAACGGUUUUGUUAUCAAUGGCUAUCAAAUAAUUCACUCGUGCACAACUGUAUAAUUUAAUAUGGAUUAUUAAAGUAUAACAUUGCUCUUAUUUUCUUGCACAUCUUGUUUUAUUUGUAAUUUAUUUAGUACAGUUCUCCACAUAAUCCACCUCCUGUGUGUAUUCUUAUUAAAUAAUUGUAUUAAAUAACAUUAAAAAUAUUGUUUAUGUGAAGACCUACAAACUUUAUAAUCUACCAAGGAAAACAAACAAAGCUUUGUAUUUUAUACUGUUUAAAAGACAACUAGUUUUAAUAAGUAACAUUAUGUUUUUUAAUAAAAACUAGUUUGGUGAUUACCCAGCCAUAUGGUUUGUUUCGAAGGUUCUAAUAAGUAAAUUAGAAACAACUGUUGUGUUUCAAAUAACAAAUUGAGUUGUUUUUACUUACACAAUACUUCCACUCAUGGAUAAUAAUCAUGAAUAUUAUGAGUUGUUUGUUUAUAAAUACAAUCUAAAUUGCUAGAAUGUUUCAUCUUAUUCAGAUGUCACCUGAAGUUUACUUAGCUUUAAAUAUGAGGUGGAUUAAUUUUAAAAUUCAGAAGUGAAACCAAUGCUUGCUUUCUGGAAAAUAUGAUUUUAGUUACCUCGAAUGUUAAAACUCUACUGUUGUGUGCAAACAUGUUGUAUUUUACUUUUUUCUCAUUCAUACUGUUUUAUUUUUUUGUGAUGUUUUUGUUUUGAAUAGAUUGUUUUUGGUGUACAAUACUAACUGUUAUGUACUUUAAGCAUUGUGUGGGAAUGACAUAGGCAUCAGUGUAUGGAAUUAAUAACCAAUUCAAGUUUUAAGAAUUUUAGCAUAAAAUUAAUUUCUUACUGAUAAGAAGUGUUUAGUUUUUUGAAUAAAUUAUAAAAUUUAUUUGUAAACAAGUAAUCUGGAUGAACCAAAAAGGCUGAUGAUAGUGGUUAAUGUUUGUUGUACUUUGUAAAUUUUGUAGACAAUUUGAUAAAUCAGAAACGGUAGUUACUAUUACUUGAAUGGAAGGUAUAACCUAUGAUCCACAAGAAUGAGACUGAACUGUUGUAUGCCUUACGUAGAGAAAGGCUACUUCCUGUGCAUUUUGAAUGUAAUGUAAUUAAGUUAGACCUUUUUUUUGCAUUUUUACUGUGUGCCUAGCAAAUGUUUUUUAACCUCUUUGUAACUGUAAAUUUUCAUUAAAUAAAAAAACUAGGUGUUACAAGUUUAA
Messenger RNA from Homalodisca vitripennis (glassy-winged sharpshooter), 5685 nucleotides. RefSeq names its product BTB/POZ domain-containing protein 10 (gene mri). NCBI's taxonomy places the organism in Eukaryota, Metazoa, Arthropoda, Insecta, Hemiptera, Cicadellidae. Gene Ontology annotation, biological process: positive regulation of phosphorylation. Gene Ontology annotation, cellular component: cytoplasm. Gene Ontology annotation, molecular function: protein binding. The record is from RefSeq and is a predicted model, not a curated record.